UAAAUUAUGAUAGUUGUAAAACGAAUCUUGUGAGCGCCCUGUACUAUUUAAUGCACUAUUGCAUGCGCUAUUUCUGCAAUUAAUCAGCUGAUUCAAACAAAACAGAAAAAAUUUAUAAAAAUUAAAAUGCCUAGAAGAAGUGAAAAGAGCAAAUUAAUAGCUGCAAUUUGCGAAAAAUACUUACAAGACAUACUCAUGUUGGAAUUAAGUGAUGACGAUGAGCAGGAAGAAGUGGAUGAACAAUUUAGAGUGAAUAUGCUUAUAUUAUUGAACAAUCGCCGAAGUGCUCACUUUGGAGUUCCUAAGUCGAACCAUUGGGAGCGGAAUGUAUUAAAGCAUUUUGACGAAAACAGAUUUUGCCAAAUGAUGCGCUUAAACCAAACAGAAUUUGCUUACCUUCUAAACUUAAUAAAAGAUGAUAAUGUGUUUCGAAAUGAUUAUAACGCAGCACAACUUUCGAUCGAUACACAACUUAAGAUCGUCCUUUUUCGAUUAGGAUCAUCAGGUGAAGGACUUUCGGUUCGUAAAGUGGCAUCCUUGUUUGGUAUAGGAGAUGGCGGUACCAUUCAGAUCGUAACCAGGCGAGUUUUUAAUGCUAUUAUUAACUUGAAACAAAGGUUUUUAUACUGGCCCGAUGAAAGGGAGCGAUUAAAGCUUAUUGCAGCAACAGAAAAGGAAAUGCCUGGGUGUGUUGGAUACAUUGAUGGGUCUGAAAUUAAGUUGGCCGAAGCACCUGUGAGGAAUCACGAAAUAUUUUUUUCCCGUAAGCGCCAAUAUUCUGUAAAAAUUCAAGUUAUUUGUGAUCAUCGGCUACGCAUAAGACAACUUACACUUGGUUACCCGGGAAGUGUUCAUGAUGCGAAAAUGUUCUCGGGAUGUUUGCUCUCAAAACAUCCCAAUAGAUUUUUGUUAACCUCGCAAUGGAUAGCUGGAGAUAGUGCAUAUCCAUUAAAGCCAUUUUUAGUAACCCCGUUUCGGCAAAAUAGUACAGAAUAUAGCAGAGAAGAAAGAGAAAAUUUCGAUAAAUACUUUUCCAAAUACCACGUACGUAUUGAAAAUUGUUUUGGGGCCUUGAAAGAAAAAUUUUCAAGUCUAAAAGAACUCAAGUUCAGAUUGCACACUAUCCAAAACAAGAGAGCGUGUAAUGAGUGGAUAAUGGUCUGUUGUAUUUUGCACAACAUUUUUAUAAAUUUCAACAACGAAUAUCAUGAAAGCAGCGUGGAACCCAGUGUGAAUUUAUUACCAUCAACAAACCUUAGACAUAGUCUACUGAACUUUAUUCAAAACCAUCCUAUUGUUUAACGUUUUUACCUAUAUAAAUAUUCAUUGAAAUAAAAAAAUUAACUUUACCUACUAGUAUUACCCUCUACUUUACCUGUACAGAAUUCGGUAUGACGCUAUGCUUUCAAAUGUUACAAAAAAUAAACGAUUAAUUUCACUAAA
Molecule: messenger RNA, 1443 nt
Organism: Bactrocera neohumeralis
Lineage: Eukaryota; Metazoa; Arthropoda; Insecta; Diptera; Tephritidae
Exons: 2
Coding region: 127-1302 (391 amino acids)
Source: RefSeq, a predicted model, not a curated record